AUGACUAGCUUGUUUGAUGAAAAGGAAUGCGAAAAUUGUAAGAAGAUUGAAUCUGAUUAUAACAUUGUGAGGAUAGAUCAUAUAAAACUAUAAGCUGAAUAUGAGAAAUUAUAAAAGGAUAUAGAAAUAAUGAAAAGGGACACCUCAUUAAAUGAUGGAGAAUUAAAAAAAAAUAGGUCGAAAUUUGAUUAAUUGUAAAAUGAAUUAAAUAAGAUGAACGAAAAAUAUUAGAAAUUAUAGGGAGAAAAAGAAAGAAGUGAUGGAAUGAUAAAGCAAUUACAAGCUAUAAAUUAGAAAAUUUAAUAAGAAAAAGAGGAAAUGUUAUUUGCAAAGCCAGCAGAGAAUCCAGAGUAAAAUCAAGCUCUUCAACAAAUAAGUCUAUUGCACGAGUAAUUAAGAAAAGCCUAAAAUUAAAAAGAAUAAGCCCUUUCCAUUAACACUCAAUUAACUUUAGAAUUAUAAUAAUUAAAAAGUUAAUAAAAACCACAAUAAAAUAUUGUUUAAACAGUUCAAUUUUAAAGGGAUUCAACAUCAAACGAAAAAGUGUUUUAAAUGGAAAUAUAAAAUCUUAGAUAAAGAAUUAAUGAGAUGAACGUUGCCCUUCAGAAACAACAACAAGAAUAUUAAAAUUUACAAUAAGAAUCUAAAUAAUAGAUUGAAAAUUUAUAAUAGUAAUUGGAACAAUAAGAUAAAAAUAUUGACUAAUAAUAAUCAUCAACUAUAUAAUUGAAAUAGUUGCAAGCAUAAUUAAAGAAAAUGGAAGCCCAAAAUAAAGUGUUACAAAAAUAAUUGGAUUAUAAAACUUAAAGAUAUAAUGAAUAGCUUGAUGAUAUUAAUAAAUUAUAGGAAGAACUAAAUGCUUGUAAAACAAACUAAAUUGUUAAAGUCCUUGGAGAUGAAGAAAAAGAUUACAAGGAAAAAUAUAAAUAGGUGUUACAUUAGAAGAAAGAACUUGAGUAAAGUUUUAAAGAGAAGGAAUCUUAUUUGAUGUAAAAAGUUUAACAGUAUGAAUAACACAUCAAAUAAAAAUAAGGAAAUGCUGGCUUAGAAAAUGUAAAAUUAAAAGAGAAAUUGGAUGAAUUAAAAGAACUAUAAGGAAAGCUAAAUUAAAUUUAAGAAGAAGAACUUACUUAAAAAAUGAUUAAUUCGAAUUAAAAGAAAUAAUUAGAUGACCUAAUCAAUAGUUAAUAUCAGUAUAAAUAAAAGGUCAAACAAUUAGAAUCCCAAUUAUAACAAUGUGAAGAUAAACUGAUUAAAUCCAAGUACUAAAUAGCUGACAUGAUGAAUCUUGCAAUGGAGCUUGGAUUGACUUAAUUACUUGAUAAAUUUGCUUCAUUAUAAUAGUGA
Paramecium tetraurelia is the source of this 1347-nucleotide messenger RNA. RefSeq lists its product as uncharacterized. The record is from RefSeq and is a predicted model, not a curated record. Lineage: Eukaryota; Ciliophora; Oligohymenophorea; Peniculida; Parameciidae. The transcript has 6 exons.